This is a messenger RNA of Recurvomyces mirabilis, 1884 nucleotides long. RefSeq lists its product as uncharacterized. The record is from RefSeq and is a predicted model, not a curated record. The coding region runs from base 1 to 1884 and encodes 627 amino acids. Gene Ontology annotation, molecular function: ATP binding; ATP-dependent protein folding chaperone. Lineage: Eukaryota; Fungi; Ascomycota; Dothideomycetes; Mycosphaerellales; Teratosphaeriaceae. The transcript has 3 exons.
AUGACUCCAAACCUGCUCGAUGAUUCUUUAGUGGUCGGCAUAGAUUUUGGGACCACUUUCUCAGGCGUUGCAUACGCAUACUCUGCUGCGAAGCCCAAGCCCGAUCAGAUCAGCGUGGUGAAGGUAUGGCCGGGUAGCAGUGGCGAGACCUGUGAGAAAGUGCCCAGUGAUGUGGUCUACGUUAGCCCACGUAGAAAGCCGACAUCAUCAACUCCUGGCCCGCCUAGUCGACGAGGAGCACGAUUCGUCGCCAAUGGCGGCACCAUACUGGAGGAUCCUAAUAUUGAUGGUGGAUCAGGUCCUUUCUUCUUCCGCGCCGCUCGCUCACGUCCACACCCGAAUCCACCAACCUCCUUAGUACCAGGUAUGAAAUGGGGCUACAGCGUAGGUCCGGACGAGCUACGACUGCAGUGUAUGAAACUACUGCUGGAUCCAAAUCAAGCUCUGCCCGAGUAUGUGAAGCGGGAUGUGCUCGAACAGCACCUACGUGAAGCAGGCAAGACCGCAGAAGAGGUAGUGACCGACUAUUUGACUGCGCUCUAUCAUCAUGCCAGAGAACGGAUUGUGCUUGAAUUUGGGGAAGCAUUUAUGGCAUCGACUAAGAUGGAGUUUGUACUUACCGUCCCGGCAGUGUGGAGUGAUAAAGCUAAAGAUGCUACAUUAAGAGCUGCACGAAAAGCUGGGAUACCUGGAAACAUCCGAAUGAUCUCGGAGCCCGAGGCAGCUGCCGUGUAUACUCUUCAAUCAAUACAACCGAAUCAUUUGGAGAUCGGCGACAACUUCAUCGUCGGCGAUGGAGGAGGCGGGACGUUCGACAUCAUCUCGUAUGAGAUCAAAAACAUCACACCCCUGCGGCUUGAGGAAUCCGUGGAAGGCCAGGGCGAUGUCUGCGGCGCAGCUCUACUCAACUACCGCUUCGAGGACUACGUCAAAUCGAAAAUCGGCCACACAAAGUUCGAAGAAAUCCGCCGGACCAGGAAGUGGCGAACGGCAUUGAACUACUUUGAGGAGUAUGUCAAGAGAAAUUUCGAUCCGGAAGAUGAUACCGAGUUUCACAUUCCCAUGCCAGGUAUCCCAGAUAUGCCGGCCGCUGGAAUAGAAUCCGGAUAUAUGGUGCUGAGCAGUGCAGAAGUUGGAAGGCUGUUCUUUCCUAUCAUAAAACGCAUCAUGGAACUACUACAGGUCCAGGUAACAAGGCUGAAGCAGAAGAACAAACGAGUCAGCGCCAUCAUCCUCGUCGGCGGAUUUGGGAGAUCUGUAUGUCUGAAUAAGUGCGUCAGACGUGAAUUCGCAGCAGACGAUAUGGCGAUCCCACAAGUCAUGCAGCCUGCUCAUGCGUGGACGGCCGUCGUAUGUGGUGCAGUUCUUCGAGGCCUAGAGGGGACGGAGAUCGUUCUCAGCCGCAAAGCUCGUCGGCACUACGGCGUGCGAUUCGACAAGUCCUAUGAUCCAGACGUCCAUCCGGUAAGCUGCCGUGAGUGGGAUCCUCGCGAGGAGCGCUACAAGGCCAUGAACCGGAUGAUAUGGUAUAUUCAUAAAGGCCAGGCGAUGUCGUCCUCUGAGCCCUUGCUGUUCACAUUCUAUCGCAACUUCCCACGGGGGGCGGCGAAGAUUGCGACGGACGAGCUCGUGGUCUGCGAUCAAGACAUAGCACCUGAUGGGUACAGCGCUGGCUCCGGCUCCUCGACAAGUAUCCUUUGUAAGUUAAGAGCGGAUCUAUCGACAGUGCCAAGAUCAUACUGGCAAGACAGCUCGAACUCAGCUGGUCAAUCGUUUUCCCGAAUCGAAUAUCAACUUGGGAUGCAUAUCGAAAGUGGAAGUAUCAAGUUUGAUUUGCGAGUGCAUGGUGUUUCUUACGGAAACGUCGUAGUAGAGUUUGAGUGA